Molecule: messenger RNA, 459 nt
Organism: Parnassius mnemosyne (clouded apollo)
Lineage: Eukaryota; Metazoa; Arthropoda; Insecta; Lepidoptera; Papilionidae
Source: the annotation of a GenBank genome assembly
AUGUUUCGGUGUAGAAACAUAUACAAAGCUGGAUGUUUGGUAGCGAUACACUUUCACCCCGCUGCCUUGAAAUUAAGUCUACUUGCGCGAACUCCAAUCAAUGACAUUCAGUUAGUUGCCGCCGCUGUGAGGGUCGGGUUUACAACUGUGUCUACGAGGAAAAUGGUUGAUAAACUAAGUGCUGAAGAGCGUAAUGAGCUGCUACAGCCACUAAUUCAAGCAGGAUGGAAGGUUCAAAGCAACCGUGAUGCAAUUGAAAAGGAAUUCAAGUUUAAAGAUUUCAAUGAAGCAUUUGGAUUUAUGACUAGAGUGGCAUUGUUAGCUGAGAAAAUGGACCAUCAUCCAGAAUGGUUUAAUGUAUACAACAAAGUACAGGUAACAUUAUCUUCCCAUGAUGUUAAUGGUCUCAGUAAGAGAGAUGUUCGAAUGGCUGCUUUUAUGGACCUACUGGUUAAAUGA